This is a messenger RNA of Tympanuchus pallidicinctus (lesser prairie-chicken), 5717 nucleotides long. It is a transcript of the gene FHAD1, whose product is annotated as forkhead associated phosphopeptide binding domain 1. Gene Ontology annotation, molecular function: protein binding. Lineage: Eukaryota; Metazoa; Chordata; Aves; Galliformes; Phasianidae. The record is from RefSeq and is a predicted model, not a curated record. Bases 1670 to 5467 code for a protein of 1265 amino acids. The transcript has 29 exons.
UUGGGCAUCCCAAACAUGUGCUACCUCCUGGGCAACAGCAUCUACAAAGUCACGCUGUCCCCCAGCCAAAUGUCCAUGCUGUUAUUGUUUGUAGGAUGCUGAUCUUGGUGUCGGUUUGGGGAUGGUUGGCUCGGUGGUUGGGGAUGUAAAAGGUAUGAGAUGAAUGCAAAUGGCCAAAAAAAAAAAGGUGUGAAUGAGAUGUUGGUCCAAAUCCAUAUGGUGGUACCUGUGAUGAUUUAUUGCUUCGUAUUCUAUCCCAUCGUUCCCAUUAUUGCAAUGGGAACUGUGCCCCAAGGGAGGACAGGCAGGCAAAUCAUAUAAUAAGGGACUUCCUUAAACAAAUUAAUGGCACAACUGCGAAAAAAAAGAGCACUUUAAACAUGAGGGAAAUUCGGGGGAGGCGAAACGGAGAUCCUUGUUUAUCACUGCUGAUGAUGAAGGGAUGAAGAGGUUCUGAUGCUCCUUGGCAGCUUUUCCUCAUGGCGUAGGGAGUGUGAGGGUUGCAUGGUGAUGUACUGACAACUGAAAGAGCCCUUAUUUCUGAAGGCAAUGGGAAAGGAGAGGGAGAGGUGGCAGCCAUCUUCAGUGUCACGUCCCUUCUCAUUGGACAAGAUGGCUGGUAAAGGUCAUCUUAGAAACACAGGAAAAACCUUUGUGUGCAAUAUAUGUGCAGUUGAGUCACUGUUUGGUGGGGGGGAAGUGCCGUUGAGUCGAGUUUCUUGGGAUUCAGCACUCCGUGUUGCAACACCCAUAAACCGGAGUGCAACACCCACCAGCUCCUCGUUAAUCUCGUUAGUGUUGGCCUGGGUGUGGAACGUGUGCCCGGGGAGUUUUGUGGUGCUUUCCACAGCCUGCCAGCCUGUCAGGUGCUGGAGGAGAUGAAAUUGCCGUUCCGAGAUCCAAAUCUCACAUAAUGUGAGGUAUUGAUGCCCUCCUCUUGAAACGUGGAGGGAGGUCUGUGUGCGAAGGAGGACGGUGGUGUGAGGAGGGAGGCCUGGCCUUCACCCCUAAUGGCGGCCAUCAUGGCGGCUUGGUUGCCAUGGUGACAGGGAUGGGGGGAGUGAAGGGGGGAAGCCCUACAAAAUGGUACCCAGGACCCUGGGGAUGCAUCAGGCCAUCAUGUCGGCAUUCAAACCUACUCACAGCACCCCAGGCUUCGAUCUCCAUUUAAUUAAACCCCAUUAAUCCCCUCUCCACAGCGGAGGAAGCCCCACAAGCUAAAGGGCCCUCGUGGGCCACAUGGUGUAACCCAUUGCAGGAGAUGAAAAACAAGAGAAAAAGCAAAAGAUAUAUGCAUAUAUAUACUGUGACAUGCUCAAACCAGGUAGGCUGCAUGACAAACUGUGUUUCAAUACGGGGAGAAGUGAUGUCCUUGGAGAAACAAGGAGCUGCAAUGACACAGAGCUGUGUUGUGCCCGUUGCUUGGAUAAAGGGCAAAAAAAAACCAACAAAAAAACUGAGCAAAACAAACAAGAAGGAAAGCGGCCGGGUUUUGGUGUCACAGAGGUUUCCCUGGCUACCGUGGGUGCAGGGAGGAGCAAAGGGAGGCUCUGUCAAUAGCGUUAUGGCUUUUAUUGCAGGAAGAGUGGUGCGAGGGGUGCUGGAGUUGUUUGCAGUUAUGGGGGGUUGCUAACUAAGUAGGAUUUAUUUUGCUUUAGUCUUCGAGGCCAUGAGAGCAUUCCUGAGGAGCUCGGAGGAGUGUUUUCAACUCAAACAGCAAAGAACCACGAUAGGGAAACACGAAGGGUCAGACAUCAUCCUGAAGUCUGCAGGGGCAGGGGAGCACCACGCAGCCCUCGAGUUCACCGGGUGGGAGAGUGGAUUCGUCCUGCAGGACCUCAAUUCCCCACAGGGCACCUUUGUGAAUGGCUGCCAGGUGCAGAACGCGGCCGUGCACGUGAGACCAGGAGACAUCCUGCGCUUCGGAGCUCAGGGAGCAUCCUUUGAGCUGGUGGUGGAUGGAGUCCCCCAGAAACCUUCCUACCCACUGGCACAGUGUUGCACGUCAUGGGCUGGACAGGAGGCUGCAGAGCCCCAGCAUGGUGCCCACCUCCCCUCGCUGCAAUCCCAGCGUGGCUCCAGCACCUGGGUUGGCCCCACACCCCAUCCACCACUCCGCAAGCGACCCGUAAGUGCGUGGACCAGGAGUGCAACCAUAACCAUCCCAAUGGAUGUGCUCAACCAGCUGCCUGCAGAGAGGCCAGCCUGGACCACCAACUCAAGCAGCAGUGGGAUGGGAGACCCUUCCCUGGGGAUUCACAGCACGGAUUGCUCCCUGCAAGAAAAGGAUGAAAAGCUGCUGAGCCUGGAAAAGGAGAUCGGCCGUCUGUCUGCUUUUGAAGCAGAAUCAAAGCAGAAGGAUACGGUGAUAAGGGACCUUCAGGGGGAACUGGCAUCGAUGGCCAAGAGCAUGGCUGCUGUGAGAAAUGACGUGGAGCUGACCCAGAGGCUUCUAACCUUUGAGGGAGAAAUCAGGGCCAAAACAGAAGAGAUCAAAGCCUUAAAGGAGCAGAUCAGCAACCUGCAGAAGGGCUCGAGUGAAGUUUAUAGCCAUUCCCUUCAGGAAAGAGACCUGGAGAUGAGAAGCCUGAGAAGAGAAAGUGAGAAGCUAAAGAGGGAUCACGCUUUGACCACAGGCCUCGUGACCAGCCUGCAAAGGGAGAUUGCUGUGAAAGAACAGAAAAUUCAGCAGCUCAAGCAGGAGGUGGAAAAAACAAAAAAGGCAAACAGAGAAAAGGACAACCAGCUGGCAGCUGUGUCUGCCAAGUGCUCUAGAAUUAAAGAGGAAACGAAGCGUGAACUUGGAGAGAGGGAAAUGGCUGCCUACCAAAAACGCAUCGGAGAGCUGGAAUGUGAGCUGAAGGGAUUGCAGGAAGAGGUUCAGAAGUACCACAGCGAGCAGAAAGCCAUCCAAACACAGCUGGCAGAAAAAGUCAAGGUGGAAGAGGAGCUGAAAAGCGCCUGCAAAAGGAAAUCCCUGCAGCUGCAGGAGAUGGGGCGCAGGGAGAGGCUGCUGAAGUCUGAUGUGGAUCGAGCCCAAGGGCAGCUAGAGUCUUUCAAAAGCCAAGUGAUGCGAGUGUGCAGCCCACAAGCAGCAGGAGAGGCGGGGAAGGCCAUCACAGUGCAGCAGGUAGUCAAGAAGGUCCAGCAUAUCUGGGAGGAACACCAACAAAGUCAGGCACGAGAGAAGUGCCUCCAGGAGGAAAUAAGUUCCAAGCUCUCGAAGGAAACGGAGAUGACUGAAAAUGUGGAGGUGUUCAAAAAAUCACUGCGUGAGCUCCAGGUAUUCCUGAGGGCCUCAUUCUGCAGCAGCAGCUUGAGGAGUGAGCUCAGCAAGCUGGAGGCCGUGCUUGUGGACCCAUUGGUGUUGGACAUACAUGCAGCAGUGGUGGAAAUCACACACGUGGUCCUGUCCUGGCUGCAGGAAGCAGAACUGCUGCUGGCAAACAUGGGGCUGGAGCUGCCCACCUCCAAGAAAGGAUUGACAGCUUGUCUCAAGAGGUUGUUGGAAAAGUAUCAGGAAACUGAACGAAGGAAUGAAAUGUUGCAGGCCCAAUUAGAGGAGGUCCAGGAGUCACGGGAUGCUCUGCUGCAGGAGCACCUGGAAGAGCUGAAAGCUAAACACGAGCAAGACCUACAGACAAAAAUCAAUCAGAUUAUAUUGGAAAAGGAGGAGGAGAAGGCAAAGAUUCUGGAGAGCACUGUUCUGAAGGAGAAGGAGAAGCACAAGCAAUGCUUGGAUGAAGAAAAGAAGAGGAUGCAGGACUUGGAGAGGCACCUGAGAAGUAUGGCUGAGAUAAUUGAAGGGAAGUCCAAAGAGCAGGAGGUGACGGAUCUCAAACUGCAAGAAGCUGUGCAUGACCUAGAGGAAACCACAACCCGAGAGAUGAUGCUAAAGCAGCAGGUACUCAUGCAAGACGAGCAGCUCAAGAUCCUCCAGGAUGAGAGAGAGGUACUGAAAUGGAAAAUGCAGGAAGAAAUAGCAGAAUAUAAAGAGCAAAUUAAGCAACACUCUCGGACAAUUGUUGCGUUAGAAGACAGAUUGCUGGAGGCUGAGCAGCAGCAAAAGGCACUAAAGGAGGAAAACGUCGUGCUUGUGGAAAGAAUAAGAGGACUUCAGGAUGAUGCCUGCAGGUCUACACCAGGAGCUUCCCAGGAGGCCAGAGAGUCUCAUUGCUGUGGUCUAGAAGAGCUGGCUGCCAUGCAGGGCUUACUCCAGGCCAAAGAGGCUGCCAUUGUGGGAUUAACGAAGGAGCUCUCAGAAACCAGGGCCAGGAUGUCAGACAUGAGAGGAGAGCUCAGUGAGAAGCAGAAGGCAGAGCUGGAGCAGAGCCUGCACCGCGUGAAAAGCCAGGAGCGUGAGCUGGGCAUGCUCAGGGGGAAGCUGUUGAAGAUGUCAGACCUCGUGGCGAAGAAGGAUCGAGAGCUUCAAGCAGCAGCUGCAGAGUUAAGGGAAGCCCAAGAGGACUGCAAAGCACUCAAGGAUGCAUCUCGACGAAUGGCAGAAGAGCUGGAGAUGCUUCCACAGGCGCAGGCUAUUCCUGCCACACCAGAGGAAUCCUCUGAGCAGGACCUGGCAUUGGACCUGGCCAACCUGGGUGUGAGAUGCAGAGGCCUCAGGCACGAGGAGACGAUCCAACGGCAAAAAGAAGGCUUGGCGGAGCUCCGGGAGAGGAUCAAGGUGCUGGAGAAGACACAGGCUGCUGCUGUCAUGGGCAGGGCCAGCGAGCUGCUCAUGGUACAGAAGGCAGCCCUACCAGAGAAGAUCUCCCAGAAAGCAGGACUCAAGGUGGAACCAACUCCACUGCCAGGUGCAGAAUUCAAGUGCAGCAAGUGCAUGGGCCAACUUCCUGAUGGCAGCUCAUGUGGGGCCGUGAGCGUGGAAGGGUUGGAAGACUCAGAGCUCAGCGAGAGGAUGUACCUUGAUUUAAUCUGUGCUCUGGGAAGGCUGAUGAAUAUGAAGGAGCUGGAAGGAAUGCAGCCCAUGGAGCAUCUUCCCCAGGAAGAAAGGGAAAAAGUGGGGCAGCAGAGACGGAGGGAACUGGGGCUGUUAUAUGAGAGGAUCAGAAAACUGAAGGAUCGCCUGGAAAGGAAGGAGGAAAGGCUCCAAGAGUGUGAGACCAGCAUCGAGCAGCUCAGGCUGAACCAAGAGUCCCUGCAAACAUGCCAGGAAGAGAUGCUGAGACUGGAAGAUGAAGUCUACAGGGAAGCAGAAGAGAAAGCUCUGCUGAGAGAGGCUCUGGAGAGGACGAGGGCAGAGCUGGGCCAGGAGAAGAGGUUGAAAAAGGCAGCACGGCAGCGCAAGAGCCUUGCAGAGAAUGGGGAGAAGAGAAAGGAAAAGGAGCUGCCCAACCGUGCUCACUCUUCCAAAGAACGUGGAGGGAAGCCUGGAGCCCAGCAGCCAUCCCUCUUGGUGAAGUCAAGGGAGCGUGUGGUGGGAGAGCUGGAGGUGAUGGGCAGCCCAUAGGAGCAGCACCACGGGGACGUUCUGCUCACAGAGCUGUACAGCGAGGAACUGUGUUGGGGUUGGACAUGGCACCAUGUAGGCACGUAUCGGGGGGAAGAACGCCUAUGUGAGGCCAUCCUACAGUGACCAGGACUGCUGGAAGGACAGUGACAUGCCCAGGGCCAAAUGAUCCUGCAGGAUGUGUAUUGCAGAGCUUAGGGAAAGCGGCAGAAGACAGCUUAUGUGAAUACAGCCAGAAUGUGUGGGUGAA